UUAUAUAAAUUUAAAUCCAAAGUAUGCAAGGAUACAUAGUCAAAAUAAUUUUGCUGUUUAUUUCAUUGUAGAAAAUAUUAAAUUUCCAAAAAUUGACCAAAUUAUAAGUACUUAUCCAAUUUUGUCGUUUUAGCUGACUAAGGUAGACAAUCCAUGUCACUCAAUCGACCGUUUUAGAUAAUGUCGUUUUGUCGAAAAGUAAAUCCAAAAUGGAGUACAGCGGGAAAGUUAAACUUGUGCCAAUAAAUCGACCACGAAAACAUCCCUAUAGAGUGUCCAGGGUUUUGCGUAGAGAAGUCCAUCGCACAUAUGACAAGAUCUACGCCACGAUUUAUGGCCAAUGUGUGGGAGAUGCUCUUGGUCUGCUCACUGAAGGUCUAACCAAAGAGGAAAUCAAGAGACACUACAAAGAGGUGUCAGGCCAUCUGGAGCUGAUUCAUAAAAAGAUGUUAAAGGACAUUCAUCGCCGUCGCUGGCAGGAGGGAGACUGGACUGAUGAGACUGACCAACUGGUUCUCAUACUACAGUCCAUUGUUCACCGCAAGGCUGAGGUAGAUCCUGUAGAGUUUGCCCGCCGGCUGAUGUAUUGGUCUGACCAGGGGCUUCCCGAACUGGGCGAUGAGGGGAACGCGGGUAUGGACUCCCAGGUGAAGGCUGUUGUCACACAUCCACAGUUCUCGGAGGAACCUCUCAAGGCCUCUGAAAUCGUUUGGCGUAAGGGAGGGACAUACAUUGCUAGUAAUGGUGCAGUGGCAAGGACAGCCAUACUGGGGGUGCAUCAACAUGAGACCCUGGGGCAGGUCAUCAAGAAUGCCCUCGAUAUCUGCAGAGUUACCCACUAUGACCCAAGGUGUGAAGCCUCAUGUGUAGCAGUAUCAGCCGCCAUAGCCAUGCUGAUACAGAAGAGUCCACAACAUAUGAAGAAGAGCGGGAAAUACGAUAUUGAAGGCAUUAUCGAUGACUGUUUUGUGUAUGCCUCAAGAUUGCUGUCAACUGACCAACAGGUCAAAGAGCUAAAAGCAUAUAUGUACCCACCAGGCCUUAAGGAGAUGAGACUCGAUGACCCUGCAAAGGCCAGCUAUACAUAUAAAGCUGUAGGCGCAGGUUUCUGGGCUCUGCGGCAGAAAGAUUUCAGACAAGCAAUUCAAGCUAUAGUGUUAGAGGGUGGUGAUGCUGACGCAAAUGCUGCUGUAGCAGGGGCAUUACUUGGCUGCAAAUUAGGCCUUGAUGCAAUCCCUCGAUCCUGGAUGGAACCUCUCAAACACAGGGCCUGGUUGGAUGAGCUCAUUGACAGGUACUUUGACAUAAUAGAGCGAAAGAAACGAGAAAAGGAGACAGUCGUUUGAUUGGGCAUUGAAGGAACCAUUUAUACCUUGGUGCAGAGUUUGUGAUAAUGCUAAGCAGAUGCAAUAUACUAACAAGAGUGACAUAUCACUGUACUUGUUGUUUUUGAUUUUUGAAACCUGUUGUCUAAUUCAGAAUACAAUUAUCUUAAUGUUUAAUUGUAUAAAGAUUGCAGUUUAUGAUAUCACUGCAUUUGUUGUUUUUGAUUUUUAAAACCUGUUGUCUGAAUCAGAAUAUAAUCUUAAUGGUUAAUUGUAUAAAAAUUGCCCUUUGCGGCAAUGUCAUAAGGCCUCACUGUUUUAUUUUUAUGUAUUGAAAACAUAUAUGCAUACAUUGCCUUGCCAUAUUUCUGGAGACCAUACCAGGGGAUUUGUUCAAAAAGGCUGAAAUUUCAGGGAUUUUUGAAAAUAUUCAGGGGGAUUUUUUGUAUGUCAUAUCCCCUUGUUGGGAUUAAUAUAUCCCUGAAUUUCACCAGAGCAGAACACACACAAAAAAAAAAAAGUAUAAAUUUUUCAAUUUUAUGGGCGACAACAUCAAAUAUAUCAUUGAUAUCAACAACUUUAUAUUUUUGAAACUGAACCACCUUUUCAAAACAACAAACAUUGCUUUUCAGAAAACACACUUAUUGGCAGUAUAAAUUAUUUAAAGGAAAUAUAUAAAUAACUAAGAGCUUAAAACAAGUGUAGUUUAAACAUUAUAUAUUUUACAACGAUUGUGAAGAAAGUUCUGAUACUCUAAGUCACUCUUGCUGGCACAAGGUUGUGCGAGACUGUGGUCUUGUGUUAUGAGGGAGACCGGAGUGCCUGGAGAAAACCCACUUGUCCGGCUUGGUGACCACUAACCAAACUCACAUGCACCCUGGCCGGGAAUCGAACCCGGUUCGCCUUGGUGAGAAGCGAGUGCGCUAACCACUGUGCUAACCGGACAACCAAGAUUAUAUAUAUAUACCUGAUUUUUUCCGAUGUGUUUGAUUCUCUAUGGUAACACCUGAAAGGCAAUACAGACAAUACACCUAGAAAUAUGACAAUAUGGCCCAAUUAGCCUCCACACAUGCUAAAGACAUGUUAAAUUAUAUGACUAUUUAGAGUAUAUAUUGUGUAAAACCAGUUAGGGCUUAAUUGUUUGCUUCCCUCAUUAUGCCCUUAUUGAUAGAUUUUGCAUAUAUAUGUUCUACCUAUAACAUAAACAGCUCUUACAUUCCCCUGUAUUUGUAUAUUAUACUAUAUUAUUGCAUAGUUAUUCAUAGAUAUUGCUGCUUUUAAGAUUUUAUAAGAUGAUUUUACUCCAAUUUACACAUUACAUACCAUUUGUCUUUCCAUACUUCAUGUUUAUUUUUGUGUUGUCAAAGUUUCUGUAUAUUAUUUGUGUCACUGUUAACGGAAGUUUGUUGUGAGCUUCCUUGUUAUUUUGAGGAAAAAGGUCAAGGUAUUGUCAUAGCCCUGGUGUUGUUGUUGGCAACAUUGUCAUAGGGCAAAAUGCCAACCUUGGCCAUGUCCCUAACUCAAAGGUCAAGGUCACACUUACAGGUCUAUUAUUAUGGAAUGCUGCAUAUAUUCUUAUACAAAAUAGUUUGCUGUGUCCAGGCUGGUUUUUUUUAUUGCAUAAUGAAAUUUUAAUCAAAUUGGCAUGUGUUCAGUACAUAAAGGUGAUGUGUUACAUGCAUUUGAAGAUAUUCAUAUGAAACUUGGUACACAUUUUUGCCAGGAACCAUACACACAUGUAUGGCAAGGCACAGAAGACCCAGGCUUUAAAGGUGGUCAAGUUGUGACAGACAGACAGACAGUGUUGGUGUUUGCUCUGCAGCGCCCUUAAUUAUUAUCAUGUUUCAAGGUUGGGCAUCUAUUUUAUUAACUAAAUCAUUGUAAACAGUGAAAAAUAUGUUUAAAGUGCAAAUUUAAAUUUAACAUGUAUACUAUAAAGGCUUGUCUAUAAUUUUACGUAGAAAAUAGUCAAGGUUUCAUCAAUUUUCUUUGUCUGUAGAAUAGUUUGUAGGGGAAAACCUUUCAGUCAAAAUUCUAAGGUUUACUGUAUAGGAUAUUAAGAUAUAAAAAUCCCAUUCACAAAAUGACAAAAUGACAAUGCACACAUGUGUAGGAUUAUUAUUUUAUUCUUUAUAAAAUUACAUUACCAUUUUUUCAUCUUUGGUGAAAACUUAACAUUUAAAAUUUAACUCUUAAUACCAUAUGAACUUUCAUGUAAGGUCCUAAUAGUAUUAACAAUGAAUAACAUUGAUCUAUUGAUUUUAAUAACAAUUACACAAUUUAAAGCAUUGUCUGACUUAAGCAUCAUGCUACUGACCAUUUACAUUUUGUUGUUUUGUUUAUUUCCAGUGUUGAUAAUGAGAUUUCUACAUUGUAUCUUUAAUUAUGUAUGUUGUUUGAUGUUGUUUAACUUAUUGUACUAUCAUUUGUAAAGAUCUGAUUAUUUUUUAUAAAAUUCUGUCUGAAGCUUUGCUGAUUGUUUUAUGAAUUCUUUUUUCUUAUUGACACACAGAAAUUUUAUGAUUAAGAUUUUAGAUAAUUUAAGUUUCAACAAAAAUAUUUAUCAAAACUGCCCACUGUACACAAGUGUUCUAUUCUUAGGUUAGUAACUUACACACCACCACUUUUUACUGAUUAUUUUUUUUACUUCAUCUAUAAAAUAACAUGCAAUGGCGCCAAUUAAGACAAAUAGGGUUUCUGUUCAUUGUAAUGUUUUAUAAAUACAUUGAUCAAAUUCAGAAAGAAAUAAUAAAACAUUUCAGUAUAAAGAUGCUAAACAAACAAGUAUGUGAACUACAAAAAAGAUAAAAGAAAUAUUUCUAUGAUUUGUACAGUUUUGCUUUAUUUUAUGAUAUUAUUGCUAAAAUUCUUGCUUAUUUUGAUGCAUACAUGCCAUAUUCCUGAGAGGCUUCCCAGGGAAUUUUGGUCUGAAUUCCAGGGGAUUUUGGUCUGAAUUCCAGGGGAUUUUGGUCUGAAUUCCAGGGGAUUUUGAUAUUACACCAGGGGAAUUUAACGCGACGAAAAUUUGCACAAUAUCUGCAUUUAUAAUAUAAGAAUAAAUACAGAAAUACCCUCAAAUUACAAUAUUUUUUGGACUAAGUGAUCAUUGUCCUUCAUGGAAUUUCACACUCAUAAUUGUAUUGAUGCUUUCCACUGUCAACCUUAAGCAAGUUUUUUUUUUUUAAAUUCCAGAGGAUAUGGAUCCCCUGGCGGGGGACCAGGGGAUGGGUCGAAAUUCCGGGGGAUUUUUCCCCCCGCAGGGGGAUAUGGCAUGUAUGUUUUGAUGUGUCCUAUUAUUUCUGGGAUGUACCUCCUAUUAUGUGUAUUUUAGAAUCCUUAUUCAUAGAUCUAUCUUACACUUUAUUAUUGUCUUUCUUCUUCUUUUUAAAUUUCAUAUAUCACUUAUGAAUCCUUCUGAAAAGGCACUUUAUAACAAAAUGUUUCAUUGUGUUUUGGGUUGUUGUAAUAUCACCUCCGCAUAUUAAAUAUUGUUAUGUUUGUUGUUAAAUAUACAAAACUAUUACAGAUGGACAAUAAAACUAUAUGGAAG
Mya arenaria is the source of this 4875-nucleotide messenger RNA. RefSeq names its product ADP-ribosylarginine hydrolase Tri1-like. The record is from RefSeq and is a predicted model, not a curated record. Bases 210 to 1346 code for a protein of 378 amino acids. The transcript is spliced from 9 exons. NCBI's taxonomy places the organism in Eukaryota, Metazoa, Mollusca, Bivalvia, Myida, Myidae.